GUUGUUCUUUUAUUUCUUUAUCUAUGUACCAGAACACUUGUUCACAACUUCAUUCGAAGCUGGCAGAGCCAAUGACGAUAGAAGAGGCGAGAUUUCUUAUCAGUUACAGUCACACUCUAGGACACAGCUAUUGGCUUGGAAUCUCUGAUCAUGUGUUAGAAGGAAGAUGGGAAUAUUCUUCUACUCAAACUGCCAUUAAAUUUGACAUGUUUUUCCCUGGACAGCCAACUACAGGAACUUCUGAGAAUUGCAUGAUUAUGUGGUAUCCUCAUGGGAAUGAAUGGGGAGAUGAAGUGUGCUCGUAUUCAUAUCACUUUGUCUGUGAACAAGAUCAGACUGGUCCAGCAAAUGUAAUUGGUUGA
Messenger RNA from Saccostrea cuccullata (small rock oyster), 362 nucleotides. RefSeq names its product perlucin-like. The transcript has 3 exons. The annotation marks the transcript as partial. NCBI's taxonomy places the organism in Eukaryota, Metazoa, Mollusca, Bivalvia, Ostreida, Ostreidae. The record is from RefSeq and is a predicted model, not a curated record.